Molecule: messenger RNA, 4177 nt
Organism: Phycodurus eques (leafy seadragon)
Lineage: Eukaryota; Metazoa; Chordata; Actinopteri; Syngnathiformes; Syngnathidae
Gene: adamts13
Product: ADAM metallopeptidase with thrombospondin type 1 motif, 13
Exons: 29
Coding region: 1-4173 (1390 amino acids)
Biological process (GO): proteolysis; extracellular matrix organization
Cellular component (GO): extracellular matrix
Molecular function (GO): metalloendopeptidase activity
Source: RefSeq, a predicted model, not a curated record
AUGUGCUCAGGGACGCGGGCCACAAUGGUGUCCAUGACUCCGCUCCGUCUGCUGCUGUUUCUCCUGCCCGCCUCCGGCGCUCUAAUGAGAUCUCCGUCGGCCGAGCUUUUUGAUGACUCGCGCAGUCAAAGAGACGUGGCUCCGUAUACUCUUUCUUCUGAUAUCUCAGCGAGAGGUCGGCCUGGUCGGUCAACUCCGACGCCUGAUGUCACGCACUUGGAACUGCUGGUAGUGGUCGGACCCGAUGUCCAGCAGGUCCACAAGGAGGACACAGAACGCUACAUACUCACCAACCUCAACAUUGCCUCCGAACUGUUGCGAGACAUGACUUUGGGAGCCGACGUGAUGGUGCACCUGGUUCGCAUGAUCAUCCUGUCAGAAGCAGAGUCAGAGAUCCGAUUGUCUGCGAACAUCACGUCGUCUCUCCGAAGCGUUUGCGACUGGGGCUCACGCUUAAAUCCGUCCAAUGACACAGACCCGCUGCACGCCGAUCUGCUCUUGUACAUCACAAGGUACGACCUGGCGUUGCCUGAUGGCAACAAGCAGGUCAGGGGAGUCACGCAGCUGGGAGGCGCUUGCUCCGCUGAAUGGAGCUGCGUGAUCACAGAGGACACCGGAUUCGACCUGGGGAUCACGAUCACUCAUGAGAUCGCACACAGUUUCGGCGUCAACCACGACGGAGUGGGGAACUCGUGCAGCCGGACUGGCUUCUUGAUGGCUUCUGACGGAGGCUACAACAGCGUGGAUCUGGCAUGGUCGCCCUGCAGCGGACCUCAGCUGCUCGCCUUCUUCAGUGAAGGAAAUGCUGAAUGUGUGAAGGAUCUACCAGCCUUGGAAAGUUCCCUACAGGACUGGAAACCUGGCCUUUAUUACGGGAUCGACGACCAGUGUCGAAUAGCUUUUGGAAGUACAGCAAGAAGUUGCUCGUUCGCCAAUCUAGAUCUGCCGAUGUGUAGUUUUCUAUCUUGUCACACUAAACCAAAUGAUGACAGCUUCUGCAAACGUCUUCUGGUACCGCUCCUUGAUGGCACCCAAUGCGGACCUCAUCAAUGGUGUCUGAAGGGACAUUGCGUGUCCCCGGACCAGCUCAGCACCUCCGCGGUGGUGCACAGCUCUUGGUCGGGCUGGUCUGGGUUCUCGCGCUGCUCACGAACAUGCGGCGGGGGAGUCACUCACCGCACACGCCGGUGCAACAACCCGAGACCCGCGCUUGGGGGAGAUGAUUGCGUGGGGCUGAGUAUCGAGGCUGAACUUUGUAACCAGCAGGCCUGCGAGCGCACCCAGCUCGAUUUCAUGGCCGAGCAGUGUUCCGCAACGGACCCCAAACCGCUUUACCUUCUUCCGGGCCAGGCCUCCUUCUACACCUGGAUCCCUGCGGUGGGCUUCUCAAAAGGUGACGAGCUAUGCAGAUACAUGUGCCGGCCCAAGGGAGACGCCUUCAUCGUGAGCCGUGGAUCUCAGUUCGCCGACGGAACACGCUGCGAGGCCGGCGGCCAAACUCCUUCCGGUUCCGUAGCCGCUUGUCUGCGAGGGAAAUGUCUGCUGUUCGGCUGCGAUGGCGUGUUGCACUCUGGGAAAGUAAGAGAUGUGUGUGGCUCGUGCGGGGGGGACGGAUCUUCCUGCACGUUGACCUCCGACUCCUUCACUGGAGGUCAGGGAAGAGAGUACACCACUUUCCUGUCGCUGCCGUUGAACGCAACACAGGUUUAUAUGGUCAACCGGGCACCUCUGUUCACUCAUCUGGCUGUACUAUACGGGGAUCAAUAUAUCGUCUCUGGGGCGGGCAGAACGGCAAUGAAUAUGACCCAUCCCUCCGCGCUGGAUGAUGACUGGCUUGAGUACCGCCUCCAUCUGACCCCUGACCUUUUGCCUCAAAUGGAAGAGCUGCUGCUGCUUGGACCAGUACAACAGCAGAUAAACAUUCAGGUUUAUCGGCAAUACGGAAAAGAAUAUGGAGAGAAAACCCGCCCCGACAUUAGCUAUCAGUUCUACGUUCCCAGGGGUCACAGCGACUUGACCGAAAUCAAACGCGAAGGCACGUGGAGCAUUGUCACAACACCCUGCUCCGUCUCCUGCGGUUUAGGUGCGCAGAAGCACCGGCACGUGUGUGUGGACAAAGAAAGCGACGCACACGUGGAGGAACGUCAUUGUCCUGCGUCUCCUCCGCUUCUCGCACUGCAAACGCCCUGCCAGCUCGCAGCGUGCCCGCCGAGCUGGAUCACAGGAGACUUUGGAUCCUGCAGCGCUUCCUGCGGUACAGGAGAGAGAAUCCGUUCCGUAACGUGUGUUCAGAAACACGGCGCCGAUGUUGCGAAGGUUGGGGAAUCGGACUGCCCGGCCGACGCGGCUCCCGAUGCUGUUGAAAAAUGUCAUCUUCGACUUUGUCCUGCCAGAUGGCGUGUGCGGGAGGCAGGGGACUGCUCAGCGGUGUGCGGGCCCGGAGAGGUCCAAAGAAACGUGUCGUGUGUCCGACAAGACGACAGCCGAGAGGUUGAAGUCGAUGAAAGUUUCUGCUCAAGUCAAAUAAGACCUCCCGAAUCUGCGCCCUGCGUCGUGGACGUCUGCCCCAUUGGGUGGGACGUGACGCGGGAGGACCAGCCUGAGUCGCAGUCGGGCUCCAGGCCGCGCUUGAGUCAAGCCUCCGUCUUUGUGUGGAGUCCGGUUGUCACGCCGUGCUCGAAGACCUGCGGCAACGGAACAACGCAAACGUGGUUCUCCUGUGUGGACCAUCAGACCAGAUGGAGGGUACCGGAUGUCGACUGUGACCCUUCAACCCAACCGCCUCCUAAAACUAAGAACUGCAACACGUUCCCUUGCCCUCCCAUGUGGCGGUCUAAGCCAGGCAUCUGCAGUACAACGUGUGGCGGAGGGGUGGCCAACACGGUGCUGUACUGUGCUCGGCAGACAGCUGGGCAGCAAGAGGAGGUGCUGGAGGAUUCGGAGUGCGGUGACUUUCCUAAACCCGCAGCAGUGGUGUCAUGUAACACCCGCAGUUGCCCGGCAACGUGGAAGGUUGAGAGCAUGUCGCCCUGCUCAAGGUCUUGCGACCUGGGUGUCGCUCACAGGAACGUGUCCUGUGUCCACUUCGUCCAAGGCAAGGAAAGUGUGGUGCUGGAGGAGAGCUGCCGUAUGUCGGUCAAACCGGCGACCACGGUGCCCUGCCUGGUGCAGGUGUGCACCUUGGGCUGGGAGGCCAAGGCAUGGAGCCAGUGUUCAGUGUCGUGCGGAUACGGCAUUCAGUCCAGAACCGUGUCAUGCGUGGGCCCGUCCGAGCCGGAGCCCCUCAGCCCUCUGAUGUGCAUGCACAUGCCCAAGCCCAUCACCAUCCAGGGCUGCAGCGCGGGCAGCUGCGCGGACGCGCCACCUACGUCCCCCGUCAUCCCGGCUACGCGUCCCACAUUGGAGAAGGAUUUUCACCCGUCUCGCAAUACAUUUACUAAACGGUUCCGCGUGCGCAACUGUCUUGGAGGUCCAUCAGUCCCCUGCCUGCAGUCCAACACAACGGCCAGACCUUCACCUCAAGCCAAUGCGUGUGGACAGCUGCUCCUGCAAGAAUCCGGCACAGUUGACUUGAGCAACGCCACCGGUCCCUGCACGGUGGCCUUCGGCCGACCCCUGGGUGAGGUCAUCCGCGUCCAAAUACAGUCGAGCUCCCUAAACUGCCGGAAGAGAGAAUAUGCGGUCUUUUUUGACCGGCUGGCGCUUGUGAGGAAGUGUGAGCAGAUAGCGGGAAGCACGCUGACCACCAGAACCAACGUCCUUCUUGUGCAUCAGAAUCUGCUCACUUCUGGGAAUGGCAUUGUCUUCAGCUACAGCUCACAGAGAAACAUGAAAAGGAGCCGCCGUCCGAAUUGUGACAAGCAGUUGUUUUCCCCCAGCGGGGUCUUUGAGAAUCCAACAUGGGACAGGAACCGCACUUGUCGGGUGCUAAUCAACGCUCCGCCCUCGGUGAAGAUCAGAAUCCAAGCAGUGCACGUCGGCUCGCUCUUCAACGCCACAAACGCGCAGUCUUCAUACAUUAUGAUCCGGGACAUGGAUAUGCUGAAGACCAACGUGUUUAAAGGCCCACAGCUGUUUCUGUGGCAGUCCUCUGGAAAUAUGGCUGAGGUUGAAUUCCAUGGAGAUUACCAGCGCGUAGCCGGAAGCUUUCGAGCGGAAUAUUCCUUUGUAUAACUAA